AUGUCUGUGUUCCGCACAAGCUUCCCUUCUUCGGGCGACCUGUCCCCGCUAUUCCGUUUGCUGGACGAUUACGACAGCCACCGUACCAGUCGCCAGCCUUCUUUACGCUCCUUCUCACCUCGUUUCGAUGUCCGCGAAACCGGUGAGGCUUAUCACCUGGAUGGCGAGUUGCCCGGCAUCGCGCAGAAGGACAUCGACAUUGAGUUCACCGACUCCCAAACUCUCACUGUGAAGGGUCGCACCGAGCGCGAGUAUCACACCGAAUCCCCGACGGAGACCGAUGGCGAAGGUACUGAGCAAAACCGCGAUGCCAAGUCGCAGUAUCGCUUCUGGGCCAGCGAGCGCGCCACCGGCGAGUUCCAGCGUACCUUCUCCUUCCCCACUCGUGUGGACCAGGAUGCAGUCAAGGCCAACUUGAAGAACGGUAUCCUGUCUGUUACAGUGCCCAAGGCUACUGCUUCUCCCGCCAAGAAGAUCACCGUGCAGUAA
This is a messenger RNA of Penicillium maclennaniae, 489 nucleotides long. RefSeq names its product Hsp20/alpha crystallin family protein. The transcript has a single exon. Lineage: Eukaryota; Fungi; Ascomycota; Eurotiomycetes; Eurotiales; Aspergillaceae. The record is from RefSeq and is a predicted model, not a curated record. Bases 1 to 489 code for a protein of 162 amino acids. Gene Ontology annotation, biological process: response to hydrogen peroxide; protein folding; response to salt stress.